CCCUUUAACAAACUUCACCUGUCUUGGACACACCUGAAGUUCCACCACUGGAGUUUCACUUCAGAAAACUGGGAAAACAAUCGUGAAAAUUCAACACCCUGCGCUGAUAUCUGGGGACAAUGGAUAACACCCCUCUUGGACCAUCAGCAGAGCCCCAAACCUCUAAAUGGGUAUCAGAUGGAGCCAUGGUAACAAAAGACAUGAACAGCACUGAGCGGUUGGAUGAGGACAUGAGCAGGUCUGCAUAUAUGGAAUCCAGUACCCUACAGUGGCCUGAGAAUAAACCUGAACCACAGAUUCUGGCAGGCAAUGAUGGAGAGAGCACAAGCAUAAGAUCUGAUUGCACCUCACUCCGAUGUGGAUUGAGCCGGACGGAGAGUGAGAGGGAGGAGUUUGGAAUGAAUGAGAAAAGAAAGAUGGGUGAGGGAUGGAUGGAUAAAAGGAAAGGGAGGCUUUCGGAGAUUGAGUUGGAGGAGUUAAAUGUUAUGCCAGAGAAGGCUGCCAGAGUUUUUAGUCCCAGCAUCACCAUUCUGCGCUCCACCAGCCAGACAGAGUUUCCUCGGGAGAUUGGAGACGACUGGAGAGAUGGCGAAGAAGAGAAAAGCCCCUUUCUGGGGUCACACGAGACUCAUGGAACCCCGCAUGAAGACUAUGACCAUGACUGGCCCAUUGAAAACAAAUUUAGCUGCUGUUGCUGUGGUGAAACUAAUCGUGAUGCCCUUAAAUUAGGUGCAUCCAUGUUCACUUCUGCCUUGAUCUUCCCCCUGUUGGUGUGGGGUGGAUAUGUCUUCCUGCCCUUUGAUGCCCCUUUGCUUGAUAGCACCCCCUUAAGGCUGGUCUACACAUUGCGCUGCUCUGUUUUUGCAGUUAUACCCAUUGUGCUUGGUAUGUUGGUACUGGGUGUAUCCCGCCUGAGGUAUCGUUCACUGAGGCCACGAUUUGAGGGGGAGAGGGAGGUUAAGCAGGUAGCCGUCCACCAACGCUAUGUGGAGGAUUCCAUCUCUCUCUUUAUCCUUUUCUUCCUUCAGCUGGCUGUGAUGGCUGCUUACCUGAGUCAGGAUUGGCUUAAACUAGUCCCUCUUCUCACCAUCAUUUUUGCCCUUGGCAGACUGUUGUACUGGAUCGCAGCAGCCUGUGACAGCAGUGUGAGAGGUGUUGGCUUUGGAUUCUCAUUUCUGCCAAUGCUGGUUAUGCUGGUGGCCAACAUCUACUUCCUCUUCAUCUCCGAUUCUGCAGGUUCUAUCUUUGCCCCGGACAUCCCAGAUUCAGAAAUGCAUGUUCCUUCAGUCAAGCAGAGGUUCUGGGGCUAGACAGGCCACAUCUGAUGACUCUUCAACUGCCAAAUGUAGAUCCGAUUUUUUUAGGCUCUGAGCAAUCUUAAAUUUGCACUGGACUGUAAGACUUUUGUCCAAUUAGGUUUAAUCCAACUGUGAUGUAUUUUCCUUUCUGAGUAUUUCUGUGUCAUGACCAGAAGUUACAAUUGCCAGAACUCCGGUCAAACUGCCGAAGAGAUGAAUCAAGAGAUGGGGUUUAAAUAAGGGCAGGGAGGGGAGACCUCUUUUUCAGAGCAAACUUGUGAACUAAAGUUGUGUAGUGAAACAUUAAACAUUGUAAAUUAACUACAUUAAAUGUACCCUGUAGUGAGACAAUCAUGAACACACUAAGCAGAUGCAGUAAAAGCUUCUAAAUCACUCAAAAGAGAAAUUUCAGCUAUUUAAAUAUGUACUUAGAAUGUCAUCAACAAGAAAGCAAAAUUCCAAGUAUUUAUAUAUUAAUUUGAUUAUUAAGCAUUGUUUACUAAUUCAAGAAUUCUAUAGUAUUGUGUGAAUUGUAAAGAUUGUGGCCUGUCUGAGCUUUUUCAAGGCCACUCCUUCAUGGCUUGUACUUUAAGGCAAUGUGCUGUUUACAGAGUGCAAAAUGUAGACUUUAGAACUUUUAAUAGAUUUAUAAAAGGUUUGCAAAUGUAGAACUAUAUCUCCAAGAGGAGCUUGUAAACUAAAAUAUUUAUAUAAAAUGCAAAUCUAAGAGAUGAUACAAAUCUGAUUGGGCACUUGAAUAUAUAAAGCUGGAAACAAUUCCUGUUGUGUUAAAUUGUCAUAAACAUAUUUUUAAUAGCUUAACUUGAAACUGUCUUUUGUUUUAAAUCCUUAUUUCCUUAAAAUACAUUUACAAACGCAUCUUGUCACACGGGACAGACGGUGGUCUGUUCGCAUAUAAACCUGUUCAACGAGUUACCGAAUAAAUUUUUGUCGGAGGGCAAAAAGUAUUUCCUGCUGUAAUUUGACUGCAGAAAUCCAUGGAAAAUCGACGGCAGAUCUUAAAAGACUUUGAUUAUACUUUGAAAAUAUUAGUUACUUUAUAAAUCUGAGGCAGGAUGACAUCUCAAGGUAGAAGGAAACACAGAGCUUGUCUGUUUCGGUUGAGUGAGAACUGCCCUUUUCGAAAACUGAGAAGAAACAUGUGCAAUGACUCAAAGAGCUCACUUGUGCCCGCUGGAGGACAGUGGGAAACAUCUCAAACUCAGCAGGUGGCAGGAGCUUCUGUGUCAAACCGCAACAUUAACAGAGUUGUCAGCAUCGAGACGUUCUCGAGACUCCUGCCGAGCCUUCAUUCUGCUUCUCACGUACAGGAGGAAUUUUCAGCCAUGGACACAUAUAUGGAUCCUUCAACAACUGUGCAGAGUUACAUGGUGUCUGGUGCUUCAGGACCAGCCAACUUUAGCCUCAUUAACCAGCAACGCCGCCUCUCCUCCUGUGACACCAGCAUGGAUCUUGACACUGGAGUGGACCCAGAGACAGGAGAGAGAGCUCAGGUGUGACAUAAUCCAUGUGUGUAGUAAAGUAAAUCUGUAAUGUCAAUAGUUGUGAAUGCUGCAACGCACUUUGCCAUGACAAAUAAUUUGGGUAAAUUUGAAUGUUUGUGGUUUUGCCUCAGGCAAGCACUACAGACAGAGUUAAGACUUCUUACAUGUUGGAAGUGACUGGAACCAAUUUUCUGAACAGCUGCCAGCACAGUCAAUGUAGCCAAGACAGAGUGGUGCAUAAAUCCAAAUAUUAUAUAAUUUUAGCAUAAGAAAUUAAACAUUUAUCAUAAAUGGAUGUAACGAAAUGCAGAUAUUCAAAUUAUAUUACAUGCAUCUAUAAAUGGUCUUCUCUUCAAGGUGAUCUAAAGUUUAGUGAAUCUGCAGAUUCUUUAUCAGAGCAACACGAGUACCAAACCCUCAAAAUAAAAUCUGCAGCAGGUGGUGAUUUACAGAAACUCCAAUGUUGUUUCAAUGCAUUUAAGUCCAAUGUUUGACAACCACUUUUGUAUAUAUUGUAAAUAAUGUGUUUGAAAUCAGGGUAAUGUGUCAAUGUCUUGUGCUUCAACAUUUGUUGGCAAAAUAUUUGUAUUAAAUAUUUAAAACUAUUUCUGGUGGAAAAUGACUGUUCAAUUUAGAUUUUUCAUAAUGAUUGUAAUAAAUGUUUAAAAAUUCAAAUUACUUUUCAGUGUGACUACUUAGGUAGUGAUUGAGUAAUGGUUAAGAAUCUAGAAAACAUAAGGCUUCAAUCCCAAUGCACGGUGAUCCAGAAACCAGUUACUGCUCCAUCAAUAAUGUGCUAAUGAUCACAUUAGCAUUGCACAUUAGAUAAUGUGCAAUGAAUGACUUAAAAGGGAUAGUUCAGCCAAAAAUAAAAUAGAUCUAUCAUCAUUAACUUACCCUCAUGCCAUAUAAGAUGUGUAUGACUUUUGUUUUUGCUGAACACAAAGAUUUUUAGAAGAACAUCUCAGCUCUGUAUGUCCAAACAAUGCAAGCGAAUGGUGAUCAGGCCUUUGAAGCUUAAAAAUAGUCAGCAUAAAAUAAUCCAUGUCUUCUUAAGUCAUUCAGCUGUUUUUGUGUGCACACAGACAAAAUAUAACUCCUUUUUCACUGUACAUUAUGCCAUAGUAGCCUCUAGGCACAAUCAUGAUUUCAAGCUUGAUUACACUUCCUAGUGCUUGUCGCAUGUGAAGAGCCAGAACCCUACAAGUUUAGCAUAAAAUAGCAUUAAGCAGCAGUCUCAUAGACAUUCUCUGGUCGGUACAAUGAGAGUAGAUAAGAUACCAUUGUUUUUAAUAGAUGUCUAUGGAGUUUACCCAUGAAAAAAUUGCUAUUUUUAAAAAAGACAACAUGAACAAUUUUGCAACGGGUAGGUUUGUAUGUUAUCAGUAUACUGUGACUCACUGUUGUAGCACGCUAGUUGACAGCGCAGAGGUUGUGAUCUCAGUAAAUAUUAGAAUCUCUGGCAGAGCACUAGAUAGCGCUAUAGGAAAAGUAAUCAAGCUUGAAAUCAUGAUCGCCAAGGAGAAUGCUGUAAGAUCGUACAGUGAAAAAGGAGAAUUUUGGUCUGAUCUCACCCAAAACCAACAGGAUUGCUUCAAAAGACAUUGAUUAAACCAUUGGAGUCUGAUGGAUUGUUUAUGCUGACUUUAUCUCCUUUUUGGGGCUACGAAGGCCUGAUCACUAUUCACUUGCAUUGUAUGGACCUACAGAGCAGAGAUAUCUUUUCUAAAAAUCUUCAUUUGUGUUCUGCUGAAGAAAAUCAUACACAUCUGAGAUGGCAUGAGGAUUUUCAUUUUUAGGUAAAAAAAAAAACCCUUUAAUCCCAUCCUGUCUUUUUAAAUAAAUUUACUAAAAAAAAAGAGAGAGAAAAAAAAACAAGACGCAAAAUUCAACAACAAUUAGAUAUUGAAAUUUAUCACCAGUGAGAAAUAAAAAGGUAAUGAUACCAGUAAAGUGAACCACAGAGAUACUAGCACAAACACAUUAAUCCAUUCCAGGGUUGUUUCAUUUGCCAGAGGAAAAAAAUAAAUGAGGGGAGAAGAGCUUUUAGCCUAACGAUACAACACAAAGCAAUGGUGCAAUUGGCUUUUUUGAUAACGCAUUCUGUUUGAGAACAGUGUUUUGCACACAUAAAUGCUUGUGUUUAUAUAUAUAUAUAUAUGGUCUUCAUUAGAU
Molecule: messenger RNA, 4978 nt
Organism: Xyrauchen texanus (razorback sucker)
Lineage: Eukaryota; Metazoa; Chordata; Actinopteri; Cypriniformes; Catostomidae
Product: transmembrane protein 79-like
Exons: 8
Coding region: 120-1310 (396 amino acids)
Biological process (GO): regulated exocytosis
Cellular component (GO): lysosomal membrane; trans-Golgi network membrane
Source: RefSeq, a predicted model, not a curated record